Caenorhabditis briggsae is the source of this 1197-nucleotide messenger RNA. RefSeq names its product Protein CBR-EEF-1G (gene Cbr-eef-1G). Gene Ontology annotation, molecular function: translation elongation factor activity. Bases 1 to 1197 code for a protein of 398 amino acids. NCBI's taxonomy places the organism in Eukaryota, Metazoa, Nematoda, Chromadorea, Rhabditida, Rhabditidae. The transcript has 6 exons. Gene Ontology annotation, cellular component: nucleus; cytoplasm. The record is from RefSeq and is a predicted model, not a curated record. Gene Ontology annotation, biological process: translational elongation.
AUGACCGGAAAACUGUAUGGAAACAAAGACAACUUCAGAACCCAAAAGGUUCUGAUCGCUGCCAAGCUUGGUAACAAGACUGUCACUCUUGCCGGAGACGCCGCUCCAGCUGACAAGUUCCCACUCGGAGUUACACCAGCCUUCGAAGGUGAUGCUCUUCUCUUCGGAGCUGAGUCUAUUGGACUUCACCUGACUGGAACUUCCGCCAACGCCGAAACUGUUCAAUGGCUCCAAUUCGCCGAGGGUUAUCUUCUCCCAGCUGUUCUUGGAUACGUUCUCCCAUCCGUGUCAGCCGCUAACUUCGAUAAGAAAACUGUUGAGCAAUACAAGAAUGAACUCAACGGACAACUCCAAGUCCUCGACCGCGUUCUCGUCAAGAAGACCUACUUGGUCGGAGAGCGUCUCUCUCUUGCCGAUGUCUCGGUUGCUCUUGAUCUCCUUCCAGCGUUCCAAUACGUUCUCGAUGCCUCCGCUAGAAAGUCGAUCGUCAACGUCACUCGUUGGUUCAGAACCGUUGUCAGCCAGCCAGCCGUUAAGGAGGUUCUUGGAGAUGUUGCCCUUGCCACCUCAGUUGCUCAAUUCAAUCAAGCCAAGUUCAACGAACUCAGCGCUAAGGUUGCCAAGUCGGCUCCAAAGGCUGAAAAGCCGAAGAAGGAGGCUAAGCGAGCCGCCGCUCCAGCUCCAGCUGAUGACGACGAACCAAAGGAGGAGAAAUCUAAGGAUCCAUUCGCUGACAUGCCAAAGGGAACCUUCGUUUUGGAUAACUUCAAGAGGUCGUACUCCAACGAAGACACUGCCACCAAGGCCAUCCCACACUUUUGGGAGAACUUCGAUGCCGAUACCUGGUCGAUCUGGAAGUGUGAAUACAAGUAUCCAGAGGAUCUCACUCUUGCUUUCAUGAGCUGCAAUCUCAUCAAUGGAAUGUACCAGAGACUCGAGAAGCUCAAGAAGAACGCCUUCGCAUCCAUGAUCUUGUUCGGAACUGAUAACAACUCAACCAUUUCCGGAAUCUGGGUGUGGAAGGGAGACAAGCUCGCUUUCGAACUCAGCCCAGACUGGCAGGUUGACUACGAAUCUUACACCUGGACUAAGCUCGACCCUAAGUCCGAGGCCACCAAGAAGGAGGUCAACGAGUACCUCAUGUGGGAGGGAGACUUCGGAGGAAAGAAAUUCAAUCAAGGAAAGAUCUUCAAAUAA